UCGGUCAAGCAGUAACUUAUUAUUAUAUAUAUUAAUUUCGCGGUGUCCUUGAGAUUGUCGUUUAAACACAAAAGUUUAGUCCUCAUAAUGCCAGCAACAGAAAAUUUUAACGACGAUGAACUCGUUGCGCCGAAAUGGUUAAAUAACGAUUUUCUAAAAGAAGUAAUACAGAGUUAUGAAAAAAAUAAAGACGUGAAGGUAACCAAUUUUAAACUUACUCCAGGCACUGUAAAAGGCGACCAUUUUGCCAGUGUCAUGUUCAGAGCUCAUGUGGAUUAUAAGCUUAGACAUUCACGAUAUUCAAAAUCAGUAAUUAUCAAAACAAUGCCUGAAGCUCAGGGGCUUAAAAAGGAAAUGCUGGAGAAUUCACAUAUCUUUGAAACUGAAAUAAAAAUGUACACAGAAAUCUUACCAAAAUUGGAGAGUGUUCUACGUUCUAUUGGAGAUGAUACAAAAAUUGGACCUAACUGUUUGUAUUAUAGUCUACAACCUAGAAAAUGCAUUGUUUUGGAAGAUCUGGUGCCACUUGGAUACACCGUACAAAGAGAUCGCGACCUCAAAAUGGACGAAAUAAAAGAAGUCAUGCGGAAAUUGGCAGUUUUCCAUGCAAUUAGUUACUAUUUAAAUAAAAAGGAACCACAAAUCUUUGAUAGCCUACAAUACGGUUUUAUGAAUGAUCCUUCAAUCGCUGAAAACAGUUUCUUGACAGAUGGUAUAAAAAUUUUCAUAGAAGUACUGAAUGAAGUGCCAACUCUGCGCAAAUAUAAGCCAUAUUUUCAAGUUUUUCAAAAAGAUGUCUUUCAAAAAUGUGGUCAAUCAUUUAAUGAGUUUCGAGAAAAUCCACAGAGUAACGGAAUAUAUGGACUUUGUCAUGGAGACUUUCAUUUUAAAAACUUAAUGUUCAGGAAUAACCCCAUUAACAAAAAACUUGAGGACAUACUCUUUCUAGAUUUUCAGAUUUCUUAUCUUGGACCAAUAGUAAAUGAUUUGUAUUAUUCUUUAUUUAUGAUGUGCUCUAGAGAGCAACGCUUACACCAUUUUGAUGAACUUCUCUAUCUGUACCAUAGUCAUUUCAAGUCAAUAUUAAAUAAAACUGAUUUUGACGGGGAGGUGCCUACAUUAAGAGAAAUUAGAGCAAUGUUUUUAAAACACAAACAUUACGAACUAUUUUUGCUGUCCAGCUUUUUAGCGAUGCGUUACGAAUUCCUUAGUAAAGAUAUAGACAUAGAAAAAAUUAUGCGAUCGAGGGAGUCUCGCAAAUCUUUGUAUAUGAAUAAAGAGUUCUUGGAUGAACUACAUCAAUUAUUACCAAAAUACUUACACAAUGGAUAUUUUGAGGAUUUGAUGUAAAUUAAAUAAAGUGCAAUUAAUGAUU
Messenger RNA from Teleopsis dalmanni, 1375 nucleotides. RefSeq lists its product as uncharacterized. NCBI's taxonomy places the organism in Eukaryota, Metazoa, Arthropoda, Insecta, Diptera, Diopsidae. The transcript has 4 exons. The record is from RefSeq and is a predicted model, not a curated record. Bases 88 to 1350 code for a protein of 420 amino acids.